Musa acuminata AAA Group (dessert banana) is the source of this 1435-nucleotide messenger RNA. Its product is annotated as acyl transferase 5-like. Bases 16 to 1353 code for a protein of 445 amino acids. The transcript has 2 exons. The record is from RefSeq and is a predicted model, not a curated record. NCBI's taxonomy places the organism in Eukaryota, Viridiplantae, Streptophyta, Magnoliopsida, Zingiberales, Musaceae.
ACCCACCAACCCAGAAUGGCCCGACACUCGGACUAUAUAUACCGAGGCACGCAUCCCCAUGCCCUCGCCAGCCUCACCAGUGCAGCGGCUACAGCAACCAUGAGCUUCUGCGUGAGCAAGCAGGCCCCGGAGCUCGUGGCCCCCGGAGUCCCCACGCCGUCCGGCCGCCUCCCUCUCUCCUCCAUGGACCGCACGGCGGUGGUCAGGAUCCUGGUGGACCUGGUUCUCGUCUUCAAGCAUGGCCUGGAGCCGGCAAAGACCAUCAAGGCGGCGCUGUCCAGGGCUCUCGUCCCUUACUACCCCGUCGCCGGCCGCAUCGUCGAGCCGAGCCCCGGCGAGGCCGAAGUCGCCUGCACCGGCGAUGGCGUGUGGUUCGUGGAGGCCUCCACCGACUGCAGUCUUGAAGGUGUCAACAACCUGGAGCGCCCCCUCGUACUGCGCAAGGAGGAGCUCCUCCCAUUUGCUCCCCUUCAAGUGAACGUGGAGGAUUUGAUCUUUAUGAUGCAGGUCACAACCUUCAGCUGCGGCGGGUUCGCAGUGGGCAUCAGAUUCAGCCACACAGUGUUCGACGGCCUCGGAGCCGCCCAGUUCCUGAAAGCUGUGGCUGAGAUCGCAAGAGGCCAUGCUCGUCUUGUCGUCGAGCCGGUUUGGUGCAGAGAAGUCAUCCCCAGUCCGCCCAAGCAAUCGCGGGGGCACCCACCGUCCCUCGCCGCCUUCCGCUUCGAGACCGCCGUGUUCGACGUCUCGCUGGACCACAUCAACGCGGUGAAGAACCAGUUCUGGCGAGAGAGGGGCCACAAGUGCUCCACGUUCGACGUGGUCACGGCCAUGGUCUGGCAGUGCCGGACGCGGGGGAUAGGCCUGGAGCCCCACGUCGACGUGCACCUCGGCUUCGCGGCCAACACCCGCCACCUGCUGCGCCAGCUGCUGCCGCAGGAAGGCUUCUACGGCAACUGCGUGUACCCCAUGGAGGUCAAGGCGAGGAGUGGAACCGUGGCCGGUUCUUCGCUGGUGGAGGUGAUGGACCUGAUAAGGGACGCCAAGGAGAGGAUGUCGGCCAAGUUCUUGGCAUGGAUGAUGGGGGAGUCGGGGGAGGAUCCGUACAAGGUGCCGCUGGAGUACGGGACGGUGGUGGUGUCGGAUUGGAGCCGGGUGGGGUUCGCGGAAGUGGACUACGGGUGGGGAGACCCGAUCCAUGUGUCUCCCUUUAAUGAUGACAGUAACUUCAUCGCCUCCUGCAUCUACCUGCAGCCGUCGAAGCCGAAGCAGGGCGUGAGGUUGAUGACGCGGUGCGUCCAACGGGCCCAUCUCUCCGCCUUCAGCCAAGAGAUGAUGGAGUUUGUCCACAAGUAGGACACACAUACAUCUGUCUCUCGCUCUCAGUGUGUUUUACAUGCAUUUCGGACCGUUCUGAUGCCAUAAACAUUUGCAUCAA